AUGAAUUCGAACCAUCAGUGUGACCGCUCCAUCAGGUUUAUUGUAACGGCCGACUUUUUCGAUAAUGGUGGCCAGGCAGUUUGCAUCGGUCUGUGGCGCGGCCGCUCUGCCUCUAACUCGAAUGAGACACUGACUAUCGUGGCAGGCGUGAUGGUCGUCGUGAUCGGAGUGACCUGGCUUCUGUUACGUAACCUGAGAUGGCCCCGUGACAGGUCAAAUAUGGAGUCUGACCCUUGUCCAGAUUCCCCCUUCCAGAUCAACUUCAUUGGGGAGUAUAACAGAAGUAGUGGGUGCCUGUGCAGGGACGAGGAGUGCCAGAAGAAGCACGAGGGCCUGCAUACCCAAGAGCUCAUGCCCAUCAGCGCUGAGAGACUCGUCGACAACCCAGAGUAUAUUGGAAAUGGCAUCGUCAAAGUCAUUCCCCGCGACAAGGUCAAAUUUGUGUCAGAGCUCGGUGAGGGCGCUUUCGGCCGCGUCUACCUCGGGGUCAUGGAAGAAGGUCGAGGGAAGGCUACUCAGGUCGCGGCCCCCUACGAUAUUAACCUCACCCACGCUAACAUCGUGAGCUUCUACGGCGUCUGUUACAGCGCGGAUUCCAUGUUGAUGGUUUUCGAGUAUAUGGAACACGGUGACCUAAACAACUACCUCAGGAGUCACAACGAGGACGUGGCUCUCCAGGCGGGCGAGGAAGCUUCAACGGAUCCGAUCUCCGUUAUGGAUUGCCUCCAGAUUGCCCUGCAGGUGGCUGCCGGCAUGAAGUAUCUCGCGUCGCAGCACUACGUCCAUCGUGACCUGGCCACAAGGAACUGCCUGGUGGGGGCCAACCUGGUGGUCAAGAUCGGUGACUUCGGGAUGUCCAGAGAUGUCUACACUACAGAUUAUUACCAGUUCGGUGGCAGGACGCUCCUCCCGGUGCGGUGGAUGCCUCCCGAGAGCAUCCUUUACAGGAGGUUCACCAUAGAAUCUGACAUCUGGAGUUUCGGUGUUGUUUUGUGGGAAAUUUUCACGGGAGGAAAGCAACCUUGGUACGGCUACAAUAACCAGGAGGUGAUAACUCAGAUCACCGGGUGCAAGGUGCUGAGCUGCCCCGACCGCUGCCCGCCCGACAUGUACCGAAUCAUGGUAUCGUGCUGGAGGCAGAAUCCGCAAGAGCGGCCGUCCAUGGCUACCCUUUACGCUCAGAUCUGCAGUCUUAUUACUGUGGAACCGCAUGUGCUCGACUAUGAUUAG
Messenger RNA from Penaeus monodon (black tiger shrimp), 1230 nucleotides. Its product is annotated as high affinity nerve growth factor receptor-like. The record is from RefSeq and is a predicted model, not a curated record. Gene Ontology annotation, cellular component: axon; signaling receptor complex. Gene Ontology annotation, biological process: protein phosphorylation; multicellular organism development; positive regulation of kinase activity. The transcript is spliced from 10 exons. Gene Ontology annotation, molecular function: ATP binding; neurotrophin receptor activity; transmembrane receptor protein tyrosine kinase activity. Lineage: Eukaryota; Metazoa; Arthropoda; Malacostraca; Decapoda; Penaeidae. The coding region runs from base 1 to 1230 and encodes 409 amino acids.